Messenger RNA from Cryptotermes secundus, 6114 nucleotides. RefSeq names its product ubiquitin carboxyl-terminal hydrolase 7 (gene Usp7). Gene Ontology annotation, molecular function: cysteine-type deubiquitinase activity; protein binding; cysteine-type endopeptidase activity. The coding region runs from base 333 to 3641 and encodes 1102 amino acids. Gene Ontology annotation, cellular component: nucleus; cytosol. The record is from RefSeq and is a predicted model, not a curated record. Gene Ontology annotation, biological process: protein deubiquitination; regulation of protein stability. The transcript has 24 exons. Lineage: Eukaryota; Metazoa; Arthropoda; Insecta; Blattodea; Kalotermitidae.
AAACGCAGAGCGAGUCUAACCGUUUCUGUACGGCUCCAUCCACCAUUUUGUUUAUUUUCCUGUGAAAUAGGUGGAUUGUGAUUCGGUGUAACUUUUGAGUUUUAGUGUAUUUGAAGAUCUGAGAAUAUAUAAAUUACUUGUAAUAUAUAUGGUUCGGUUGUUUCCCCUGGUAACAGGGGGUGAAGAAAUCCGCAGACAUUGGGCGCAUCGCGAGUAAACACGUUAAAGUGACCGUGUCCGGUAAAAACUCCUAUAAUACAGGGAAAGAUCGUGCGGUCACUCUUAGUCUCAAAAAAUCAAAAAUCCAGAGCCAAAUUGCUGCUAUUGAAAAUAUGAAUCACGUGAAUGACAAAGAAAAUCAAAAUAAUGACGUGGAAGAAAUGGACACUCAGGAAGUCGAGACUGUGGAGGCAGCAAACGAUGCAGGCGGAGGGGAUGGUGGUGGAGAGAAUCAGCAAAUGAAUGGUGAAACUCAGGAUCAGAGUGUAUCGCAGGAUGCAGAAAUGGAAGAAGAUGAAGCUCGCUCCGAAGCAACAUUUCGUUAUACAGUACAUGGCUUCAGCAAGCUGAAGGAAUCACAGUUGUCUCCUCCAUGUUAUGUGCGCAAUUUACCAUGGAAGAUAAUGGUGAUGCCUCGAACCAGUCAGACACAGGACAGACAAACACAAAGAAGCCUAGGUUUCUUCUUACAGUGUAAUGGCGAAUCAGAAUCAUCAUCAUGGAGUUGUUAUGCUGUUGCUGAGUUACGGCUUCUUAGCCAGAAGGAAGAUGGAGAGCUGUUUAGUCGUAAAAUUCAGCAUCUGUUCUACAGCAAAGAAAAUGAUUGGGGUUUUAGCCACUUCAUGUCAUGGCAAGAUGUACUCGAUCCAGAGAAAGGAUUUAUCAAGGAUGAUACCAUCACUUUAGAGGUCCAUGUAGUGGCAGAUGCUCCUCAUGGUGUGAGCUGGGACUCGAAGAAACAUACCGGCUAUGUUGGACUGAAGAAUCAGGGUGCAACCUGCUACAUGAACUCUCUCUUGCAGACCUUGUACUUCACCAAUCAACUCCGAAAGGCUGUGUACAAGAUGCCAACAGAGAGUGAUGACUCAAGCAAGAGUGUGGCUCUUGCAUUGCAGCGAGUCUUUCAUGAACUGCAGUUCUGUGACAAACCAGUAGGCACAAAGAAAUUAACUAAGUCAUUUGGAUGGGAAACACUAGAUUCAUUCAUGCAACAUGAUGUCCAGGAGUUCUUGCGAGUGUUGCUAGACAAGUUGGAAAGCAAGAUGAAGGGGACUUGUGUGGAAGGAACAGUUCCCAAGCUCUUUGAAGGGAAGAUGGUUUCUUUCAUAAAAUGCAAAAAUAUUGAUUACAAAUCAACAAGAGUGGAAACUUUUUAUGACAUCCAACUGAAUAUUAAAGGAAAGAAAAAUAUUGAAGAGUCUUUCCAUGACUAUAUUGCGACUGAGGUGCUUGACGGAGAUAACAAGUAUGAUGCAGGUGAACACGGACUACAAGAUGCUGAGAAGGGUGUUAUCUUUGCUUCAUUUCCUCCUGUAUUACAUCUACACCUUAUGAGGUUCCAGUAUGACCCCAUAACUGAUUGUUCUGUGAAGUUCAAUGACAGGUUUGAAUUCUAUGAAAAGAUAAACCUAGAGUCAUAUCUGCAGCCACAAGAGCCAACACGAGCAGACUACACGUUGCAUGCAGUAUUGGUCCACAGUGGUGAUAACCAUGGAGGCCACUAUGUUGUCUUCAUUAAUCCUAAGGGUGAUGGCAAGUGGUGCAAAUUUGAUGAUGAUGUGGUAUCAAGAUGCACAAAACAGGAGGCAAUUGAUCACAACUUUGGUGGCCAUGAUGAUGAUAUGAAUAUGACAGUGAAACACUGCACCAACGCCUACAUGUUGGUGUACAUCCGUGAUUCAGAGCUGAAAAACGUACUACAGGAAGUGACUGAGGAGGACAUUCCACAGGAGCUUGUAGAACGACUGCAAGAAGAGAAGCGAAUGGAACAGAUCCGGCGUAAAGAGCGUAAUGAGGCACACCUUUAUAUGUCAGUGCAGGUGUUGCUGGAAGAUAGCUUUGAUGGGCACCAAGGGAAUGAUCUGUAUGACCCUGAUCGAGCCCUUUACAGGGUGUUCCGGGUUCGUAAACAGACAAUAUUGCAGGAGUUGCUAGAACAGCUGGCUGACAGUCUUAAAUACCCUAUUGAACAAAUUAGGCCAUGGCCAUUUGGUUAUCGAUCAAACCAGACAUGCCGCCCAACCCUAAUUGACCUCGAAACUGACCUGCACAAACCAGUACUGGAUGUCGCAGAAAACCAGAAUCCGUGGAACAUAUUUGUAGAGGUGGUACCCCCAGAUUCAGGUUUACAGGCUCUUCCACCAUUUGAUAAGGAUUCUGAUGUUCUGCUGUUCUUCAAGUUGUAUGACCCAAAGACAAAGCGAGUACACUAUUGUGGUCACCUUUAUAUGCCUGUUGCAGCCAAAGUCCAGGAACUCAUUCCUCUACUAAAUGAGCGGGCAGGCUUUCCGCCAGAUACAGACUUGAUACUUUAUGAGGAAAUAAAGCCUAAUAUGGUCGAGCGAAUUGAAAACUACAAUGAGCCCCUAGAGAAAGUACUUGAAGAACUGAUGGAUGGUGAUAUCAUAGUGUUCCAGAAGGAUGAACGAGAUGACAUGUAUGAACUGCCAACAUGUCGAGAUUAUUUCAGGGAUUUGUUCUACAGAGUGGAGGUUACGUUCUGUGAUAAAAUGAUUCCUAAUGAUCCUGGUUUCACGAUUGACCUAUCACAGAGAAUGACGUAUGAUCAGAUGGCGCAUGCUGUGGCACAGAGAGUUGGCACAGAUCCUUACCUUUUACAGUUCUUCAAAUGUCAGAAUUACAAGGACAGUCCAGGCCACCCCCUCCGAUGCACAUAUGAAGGAACAUUGAAAGACUUACUAGUAUAUUGUAAACCAAAAACACCGAAGAAGAUGUUUUACCAGCAGCUGAGUAUACGAAUCAACGAGUUGGAAAAUAAGAGGCAGUUUAAGUGUAUCUGGGUGGGUCCAAAGCUGAAGGAGGAGAAAGAACUGAUCCUUUAUCCUAACAAGAAUGGCACAGUAGCAGAUCUCUUGGAAGAAGCCAGGAAGCAAGUUGAGCUUUCAGAGAAUGGCUCAGGGAAACUUAGGAUAUUUGAAAUUACUUGCAGUAAAAUAGCAUAUGGACCUAGGGAAGAUGCAACACUGGAAUCAUUGAACACUGGUACCCCAAAAAGCUAUAGGAUAGAGGAAAUCCCACGAGAUGAGUUGAACUUGGCAGAUGAUGAAAUGUUGAUUCCAGUUGCCCACUUUCACAAGGAUGUCUUCGCUGCAUUUGGAAUUCCUUUCUUCAUAAAAGUGAAACAAGGAGAGCCCUUCUCAAAAGUAAAAGAUAGAUUACUGAAGAAAUUAGGCAUACAAGAAAAAGAAUUUGAAAAGUUUAAGUUUGCCCUUGUGUUAGUGGGAAGACCACAGUUUAUCAAUGAAGAAUCUGAAUUCUACAUGAAUUUACAAGAAUUCAGAAACCAUCAAAAUCAAGGGAGUAAUACACCAAGGCCUUGGUUGGGCUUAGAGCAUGUCAAUAAGGCUCCAAAGCGUUCCCGGUUCAACUAUUUAGAGAAGGCUAUCAAGAUCUACAACUGAGCUCAGGUCUGUGGUCAGCUGUGCCCCUGUUACAUAAACUGGAACUUUGCACAUCAGAUAACCAUGGCAUAUAUCUUGAAGUUAGAAAAAUGUAAGAAUUCUGAGAAUGCUUUGGGACGAAGAGGAAUGAUCUGUGCAUUUGUUCAGUACUCUCCUUUGAAACAAUAUUUUAUGCCUCCAUCUGACUGCUUCCCUUGAACUUUGUUGGAUCGUCAAAAUAAGGGUUACAGCAAGGAUCUGACAGUGCAUAUACUGGUUGAAAAAACAAAGGAUAAAAGUGCAGUUUCUGUGUUGUAGCAGCAGCAGUAACAUUUGGUUACUGGAACUAAGUACCACUUGUUUGAGUGGUUGAUAUGGUGGUAACUCCGCAUGCUUUUGCCCUUAGUUGCCCUUAUUGUUGUAGCUCAGUAAACAGAUUCAAAUUGUAACAAAGGAUUGUGACUUUACAUGUGAGGGUCGAUUAAAGUACUCCCGGGAAAGAACUUUAUCCAUAGAGGCAUAUGAUUUCGUGUGGCCCAUAAGGAGCGUGUGUUUGUGUGCAUGCAACUUCAUAGCAAGGAACAAAUACAUGUGUGAGUGAGUGGCAAAAUAUGACCAAAAUGGAAACAAACCUACCUGACAGGGAAAGAGGGUUACAUUUGGAUCCUUUUUUAAUUUGUCUGGUCAAUGAAAAUAAAAAUCACAUAUUUAUAUGUAGUUAGCAUGAUCCUAUUUUCCUCCAUUUUAAUUUGUCUCUCUCCCCCUUUUCUCUUCCCCCCCCCAAAAAAACAAAACAAAAUUAUUGCCUUUGGAUUCAAUAUGGGAAACUUACCCUAUCCAUCAGUAUUGUAGGAAAAGAAUAAAAUGAUUUGUUUACAAAUAAUUCACAAUUUUGUACAUAAAUGAUACAUAUUUCUGAUUUGUACAUAACUACUAGUAUAUGAUGGUUAAAUUAAAUAAUGGUAAGCAGAGGAUCGGUCUUUCAAGCAGUGUGCCUCAGCUGUAUGCGUAGGUACAUGUUUGCCAUUUGUUGAACAGCCAUAAUGAGGAAACUAACAGCAAUGACUUAUGUAAGAAGAUACCUGUAAGUUGGCAUAGUGUUUAGUAUCUUGACUGCAUAGAUACUCUUGCUCAAAGCAUCCACUAUGAAAAUGCAGUUUUCUGUAGGCACUGCAAUAUCUGUUGAAUGGAGAGGGUUGUCAGGUGUGUGUUUGUGUGUGCGUGCGUGCAUUUGCAUGUGGCUACAGUAGCUGCCCAGUUUCACUUUUGCAUUCUACAUCAAUUUUCAGGUCAUUUUUAUAAAGACUUAAUACUCUUGGCGUUUCAGAUUGCAUGUGUUACAUUUGUGGUUGGUUUAAUAUACAGACCAGCCAUGGAAUAUUGGAGCCCAGCAUUCUGUUUAACCCCAAACUUGACACCAUUGAAGUAUAAAUGUACAUAUGAGAGUUCUGACAUCCUGCAGUAUCAGUUAUAUUUUUGUUACUUCUGAUGUUUGUUUUAUGUCUGAUAUGGUGUAAUGAUUAUUUUAAUAGUGGUGAUUUAUGCUAUGUCUUGAUUGAUAUUAAUUAUAUUUGAGGAAACAUUACAGAAUGAGUCUGAUCUUCCAUAUAAACUGCUGAUAGUUCCUUACAGGAUAAGUUGACAGUAAUCCCCAAGGAACAUGGCAACCAUAUUUUGAUAGAAAGCAGAGUAUAUUACUCACAUUCACUCCCCUGUUUCCUGUACACCUUAAAAUUUUUGUGUCCCAUAUUCCAAAUUAAAGAUUUAUCUCUUAUUUUGUUGCCGUUUCAGAGAAAUUAAUGGGGUUGCUAAGCACUUUAUUGAAUAUAUAGUAAUACCACUCUGUAUCUUAAAUAAGUGAUUAAUAUUUGGAGCAUAAAUAUUUACACUUACUAAAGGAUGUUAGGUGUUUGAUUAGAGCAUGUGUUACUGCUGUGGAGAGAGAAACUUAUUUUAUAUCAAGCUACGUAUGAUGGCCAACUGAUGCAUGAGUGAAAUUUUGCUUGCAUAUUUGUAAGAUUGUUUAAGUUAUCAGUUUAAAAAUUGUAUGCCUGGAAGACUGAGCACAGUAUAGUAUGGACAAGCUAAUGUAAUCUGUGUGAUAAUUUAAUCAUGACAUUCAUACAUUGUGUUUAUUGAAUGCCCAACUAAAUUUAUGGCCAUUUUAACUUGGGAUUUGCCCGGAAAUUAAGACUGUAACGUUCCAAAGCAAAAUAAGAAACUCAUACUAAACCAGUGUGUAUACUUACAUUUUUGUUUUAAAAAAUAGCAUAAUCUAGGAAUAUUAUUUUAGAGAAGUAAAAUAUGAGUGGAAGGUGUGCUGACUGGAUAGGGUAAGAACACCAAAGCUGCAUGGAGCCAUUGGUGAAUGAAGGUAGAGUCUGUAAAACCAUUUGCUGUAAGGAUUUUGGUUAUUUUACUUUGUAUGGUAUAAUGAUAAUAAAUAAAACUGAUUCUUGGCAGGCUAAUUCACAUAUGAAUUGAUGUAACAUCA